AUGGCGCAGUGGACGCUUUUGGGCAUUACCAUCUCGGUACCCAUCAUCUUCUCAAGUGCCGUUUUUCUCUUCUUCUUGUUCUCCUAUCCAACCAGGGAGCAGCAUGUUUUGUCCUCUUCGUCUUCCACUUCUUAUCACAGUCACUUUCGAGCUCCAGCAGAGAAUCCCUUCGCCGAGAUCGACGACCGUGAGGCCUCACAGAUAUACACUUUUCUUCAGGAGUCCUCCUCUAUCGAUCUGAGCAAAGAUGCUGAAAGCAGGAAUCUGAACUAUCUGAUUGAAUUACUGCGACCAAAUAAAUCCGAUGUCGUCAAAUAUCUCGACAACAAUGGCCCGGUCCCGGAGCGAUGGGCUCGAGUAUCCAACCUCGAAAUCCGCAAGGACAAUCCAUACAUCGUCGACUAUAUGGUCGGACCUCUACCACCAUCCAAUGACACCCAAAUCUUGCCGCUGACUUACCCUUACAACUCCGGCCGCAACUACGUUCAGAGUCCGAUCUCGGAUGUCUUCGCUCUUCUCGACUGGGCGCUCAGCAUCGGUGAAAAUGCAUCAGAUAUCACGCAAGAGCUUCUCGGCGCCAAAGUCAACCGCAAUGACCCGGCCGAUCCUGAUGCGCUUGUUAUGGGCUCUCGGCCGGCCCUCAUCGACCAGGGCCACAUGGUUCACUGGCUAGAAUUCUUUGGCUCUGGCAUCGAGUCUGAUAGCCGCAGCCUUCUUCCCCAAGGACUGUACGUCAAACUCGACACUCCCAGCGCCAACCCUGCGACCUGGAAAACAGGCCAGUGGUUCUAUAAUGGAUUUCUCUACGACAACGACACUGCUCUCCGUGAAGCCUUCAAAUUACCAGAUUUUGUCAAGCUGGAACUCAACCACGACGGCUCGUGGACCGACACUGAGGAUUUCAGCACCUCCUUUCCCGAACGAGACAUGCCUCCUCCACUGUCGAUCCAGCCUUACGGUCCGCGCUACCACCUCGACCGCGACCAGAACUACAUUUCCUGGAUGCGUUUCUCAUUCUAUUUGUCGACCACCCAAGCAAACGGGCUCUCUUUGUUCGACAUCCGCUAUGACUCUACCCGAAUCAUCUACCAGCUGGGCCUGCAAGAAGCGCUAGCUCACUACGCGGGUGUCGAGCCUUUGCAGUCUGGCCUGGAGUUCCUCGAUACUUUUUUCGGCAUGGGAAGCAUGAUGUUCAGCCUCGUACCUGGCCUCGACUGUCCUGGCCAUGCCGAGUACCUCGACAUGUCGUACCACAAAGGAGGCAAGAUGUACACGAACAAGAACGCCAUCUGCAUCUUCGAGUACACUUCUGACGCGCCCUUGCAACGACAUACCUCGACGUUUAGUGCGACUGUGAGCAGGAAUACUUACCUUGUGGUCCGAAGCGUGAGUACGGUUGGAAAUUAUGAUUAUACGAUUGAUUAUAUCUUCUACCUCGACGGCUCCAUCGAGAUCAAACUCCGUGCUUCAGGCUACAUCUUUGGCGCCUUCCACGCCGAGCCGCGCUCCUCCAGUCAACCGCGCGACGCAUACACCAACGAAUACGGCUACCGCAUUCAUCCGGCCCUCCACACAUCCAUGCACGACCAUGUCGUCUCCUUCAAAGCGGACCUCGACAUCUGCGGGACAGCCAACACGAUGGUCCGCACCUCCAUCGAACCGCUCCAGCGCGAGUACGACUGGGAUAAGCCCGAGGUUCCUCUUGUCCGCAAUACAAUGCACAUGGUCCACAACACCGUCCAUCACGAGACAGGAUUGAACUGGCCCCAGAACGGUAAGGAGAUGUACCUCGUCACUGCACCGAACUCAACAAACAAAUGGGGCGAGACUCGAGCAUAUCGAAUCCUCGGAGGCACCGGCAUGGGCAACCCAUCGCACCUUACAAUCCUCAACUCGACGACAUUGGGCAAAUCGGCAGCGUGGUCGAGCGCGGAUUUGUGGGUGUUGAAGAACCAUCCGGACAGCGAACCUAGUUCGGCACACCAUCUGAACUACCUGGAACCUCUGGAUCCCCUGGUCGACUUUGAGAAGAUGGUCAACGGCGAGGAGAUCGAGGAGGAGGACCUUGUGCUGUACUUCAACUUGGGCGGGCACCAUGUACCGAGCUCCCAGGACGUGCCGAACACCUUGAUGCACACGAGUGCGAGUUCGGUGGUGUUUGUGCCGUUCAAUUAUUUUGAUGACGACAUGUCGAGGGCAUCGAGGCAGGGUGUCAGGAUUGAUCGAAGACCGAGGCCGAAGGCUGAAGGCAAGGGACACAACGCGGACGGCAAGGAGGAGAUCAGGCGGUCGAAGAGUCGUGUGGCCAGGUCAGACUGGGCGGGAGGCGAGGAUGAUGACGGUGUAAGUUACUUUGGCGCGAGAUAUACGAAGCCCGUGACGGUGUCGGUGGACAUGCUCUCACCGGAUUUGAGUCACUAUAUGAAGGAGCAUGAGGGCGUGCCUGGUGGUGGGUGGAAGGCAGUGAGGAAUAAUGUCGGCGGCGGAUUGUUGGGACUCUUUGUGGGGAAGGAGAGGCAGGAGGACGACGCAGAGAGGAGAAUGGAUUGGUAGGGGGCUGAGAGCGGCGUUGCUAUGAGCUGUGCUUUACGAACGGCGGAAACUGAUUGCCAGCAAAGCCGCCGCAAUAUGGUGAAUGGCCAUGGCGGAUGGAGCUGGGUAUCAUGAGUGAUGAGUGAUGAGCGAAACAAGCAUCGAGGAACCGCUACACAACACCUUUAGAGUGUGAAGAUGCAUCAUCUACCACCAGUAUUAUUAUGACUUACGAUACACAACAACAAGAGGGACAUACAUGAGAUACACCAAGAGAAAUACACAUGAGAUACGAUAUACCAAG
This is a messenger RNA of Exophiala xenobiotica, 2836 nucleotides long. RefSeq lists its product as uncharacterized. Bases 1 to 2553 code for a protein of 850 amino acids. The transcript is spliced from 2 exons. Gene Ontology annotation, biological process: amine metabolic process. Gene Ontology annotation, molecular function: copper ion binding; quinone binding; primary methylamine oxidase activity. Lineage: Eukaryota; Fungi; Ascomycota; Eurotiomycetes; Chaetothyriales; Herpotrichiellaceae. The record is from RefSeq and is a predicted model, not a curated record. Gene Ontology annotation, cellular component: plasma membrane.